Molecule: messenger RNA, 870 nt
Organism: Drepanopeziza brunnea f. sp. 'multigermtubi' MB_m1
Lineage: Eukaryota; Fungi; Ascomycota; Leotiomycetes; Helotiales; Drepanopezizaceae
Cellular component (GO): prospore membrane; ascospore wall; lipid droplet
Source: RefSeq, a predicted model, not a curated record
AUGGCAGAACCAGAGCCUCGUAUGUCUGCCGCUGCGGUCCUUCAACCCAUCCGCAACGUCGUGUCGGCUUCCGCUCUCUAUCCAUUCAAGGGAAUCUGGUAUUUCGGCGCGCACCGCGAGUUCUGGCCCCUCUUCGGGCGCCGUCUGAUCCCCUUGCUCUUUACCUCAAUCGUGGUUCUUGGUCUAUUAUUCACAUUCACAUACCUGCCACAGGUCGCUUUCCUAGCUAUAUUCCAUGGCCCGGUGGCAUGGUUCAAUGCGGCGUUUCUGGUUCUUGGGGAGGGGCAAAUCUUGAUCGCGUUACUAUUCGAGGCUCUGCUCGUUGACGAGACGCUUGUUAAUGUCUUUGAUGGAAUCCUCAUACGCGAAGGCCUAAUCGACCUCGUCUCCCCCUCCCGCAUCCUCUACCACGACGCCCCCAAUUCCGUAAAAAUGCUCGGCAAGCCCACCUCCUCCGCUAUCUACUCCCCCUUUUCCUUCCGCCAAAUCUUCGAAUUCAUCUUCUUUCUUCCCCUCAACCUAGUCCCUAUAAUCGGUACCCCCUUCUUCCUGCUCAUAACGGGCGCCCGCGCCGGCCCUUUGCACCAUUACAGAUAUUUCAAACUACGAUGCUUGACAGGUAAACAGAAGAAGAAUGAGAUUAGGUCGCGCAGGUGGAAGUACACCUGGUUCGGCACCGUAGCGUUGAUGUUGCAGUUGGUGCCGGUGCUCAGUAUGUUCUUUCUCUUGACGACGGCGGCGGGGAGUGCCCUGUGGGCUGUGAAACUGGAAGAACAGAAGAGAUUGAUCGCGGAGGCUCCUGUGCCUGUUCCGGGGCCCAUGACAGAUGAGGAGGCGCCUCCACCGCCUUAUGCCGAUAAUCCUAUCUAG